Messenger RNA from Populus nigra (black poplar), 1398 nucleotides. RefSeq lists its product as uncharacterized. The record is from RefSeq and is a predicted model, not a curated record. The coding region runs from base 194 to 1018 and encodes 274 amino acids. Lineage: Eukaryota; Viridiplantae; Streptophyta; Magnoliopsida; Malpighiales; Salicaceae. The transcript is spliced from 8 exons.
ACCUACUGGUCCGAGAUUUUGGGUCAAACUGAAUAUAGCAGUAGGACUACGAAGGAAUCUCGUGUAGGAGCAGUUUUCAUUUCAUCUUCCAAAUUCCAACACAGGACCAGACAAGACUCCGCCACCUAAACACUCAAGGGUAGCAUUUUCUUUUAUUUCUCUCUCCGAGUCUGAUACCUCAAACUUUGAAGCAAUGGCUACUCCUGUUAAAAGAAGGUUAUUUUCGGAUGCAUCAUCGAUGGGUGCUGGAGGUGAUGAGGUUGUGGAAAUUGAAAGUUUAGAAAAGGGUUUAUUGUCUCCUAAUGAAGAAACAACUGAAGUUGAAGAUGACCCAGUUCUUUAUACUGCUUCGUUUCAAGAAAUGGAAGACAAAUACGUUAAGUACCAAACGGCACAAUGGGUUAUGUAUUCCUUGCUUUUAGUACUCGCUUGGGGCAUUGGUUUCUUCAUGCUUUUGUACUUGCCCGUGAGGAGAUAUAUCUCGAGGAAAGAUAUUAAAUCGCGAAAGCUUUAUCUCACUCCCAGUUCCAUAGUUUACAAAGUUACAAGACCAGUGCCAUUUCCAUGUUUCGGGGUGUUAAAGAAAGAGAAGCAUGUUUUAUUACCUUCAGUUGCCGAUGUCAUUGUUGAGCAAGGAUACCUGCAGUCUCUAUUUGGUGUCUACUCUCUGAGGAUCGAGAAUGUUGGUGUAAGAAGGCCACCAAGUGAUGAUGUUAAAAUACAAGGCAUUGCAAAUCCAAGUGCUUUCAGGAAGGCAGUCUUGGCACGACUUUCAUAUAUGAGAAGUGAGAUCGUCUCUAAACAAGUUUCCACAAUUGAAGACAUUCCUAGUUUGAGGAUUGAUCAUUCAUCAGCACUAGCUUGGACGUCCCCUUCAAAAUCACUCAAACAUGAUUCAGUUUCUAAUUCAGGGUUCCUGAUGCUACUCCAAAAGCUAGAUGAAGUUGGAAGUUCUGUGAAGAGGGUUGAAAUGUUAAUCGAGGAAAAACAUUCCAAAACAUCAGAAACCAUUAGUUGAGGAUACAAUCAUGAGAUGUAGGCAGUAUUUUGCCACUAUUCAAAUUGUGUUCCUUCCUUGAGUUGUCAUUCCAAAAGUGAUAAUCUUCACUGUCAGUAUAAAUAUUUCCAGCGAGUAAAGCAUCUUACAUUCUUCUGUAUUUACCUUUGAGACCCUUUGACCUUAGCCAUUUCUUCUUAUCCACCGGAUCGGUUUUUGUUUGUUAAUCUUAUUGUAAAAGGAGUAGCCUCCUCAUUUUUAUUCAUCCUCAGCCUUGCAGGGUUUUUUUUUUUUUCCUGCUCUUUUCAUGAUGUAGUUAUGUGUGGUGAAGUUGUAUUGUUUUUCUUUUUCUUCCUGAACCAAUUACCUAUGAUAAUCGCAAGUGAAUAAUUAUUAUCCUA